AUGACAGAUACGGUACUCCCAUGUCUGUCAUUCGACCGGUUGGAAACCGGUCUUGAUCAUCUGGAAAUUCCCCCAGAAGAAGAAGAAGAUGGUGAAGAAUCCAUGUCGAAUUUUCCCCAUGGAUAUAGAAUUGCGAAAGCAAGGGUAUAUUCUCGGUCCGAUGUCGAACCUGGACCACUUGGACCGAAAAUAAAGGAGAUGAUGUCUCUUCCUUCUUCCAAUGAGAUUCUCAUUUUCGUAUAUAAGAUUAAGGAGAUGAUGGAGGGGAGAAAGAAAGAAGAUAGUAUCUGGAUCCGGAUCUAUGGGAUGGAUCGGAGCUUGAUAGAGGGUAUAACAGGAGUUUGUGGUCUUCCACCUAACACAAUAUUCCAUCAUCUCCUCUACUCUCAACACCGACAUCAUCGUCCUGAAUCAUUCAUUCACCCUACCUAUGUAUCAAUGCAGUUUCCAGUAUACGGUACCCUCACUUCGAUAAGGCAGGCGGUGAUGGAGGCGAAAUUCAACAUAGACUACGACGAGACAACUAUUCCUAAGAGAUCGGAAGCUAGUAAAUUGGCUUUGGCAGAUACAGAAGUAGACGAGAUGAUCAAAAAGGGAUCUAUCAGUGUAUUCGUCAUUCCUUCAUUGAAUAUCGUCAUAACUGUUACACCUGAAAGCUAUAUGGAUCCAGCAACACGCAUGACAGAGUAUGCUGCUUAUUCCCAACCGAAUGUUCCCGGUCAGAUUGAUAUACUCGUCAAUUCCGAGUUACUUGGAGCAAGUCUUUUACAUAGGUCUAUUGGACACGCUUCAAACACCGUACGAGAUAUCGCGGCGCUGCUGAAAGUCUGGGAGAACAACGCAAAGUAUCACUACUCUACUACAAGAACAGCAGAGAUACAUCGUCUGAUCAAUCACCUCAUCACAUGUCAAGAUGAAUUACAAGAUCUACAACCUGUUCACGAAAUGCUCCUGAAAUACUACAGAGAGAAGGAUGUUUCAGGACAAGUAUCGGAGGUCAUUGAUAUCGAUGUGGCUGCCCGGGCUGUUGUUAUGAUUGAACAAAGUCAAAAAGCACUGCACAGGGUUUUGAACGAAUUGCAGAGAUUGAUAGAGAGGGGGAUUCGCCUGGAGACCUUCUGUCUGAACAUGUUGUCGUCCCGAGCAAACGAUUCGAUGGAGAGAUUGGCGAUAGUGACAAUAGUCUUCCUUCCGCUGACAUUCAUGGGUUUCACCGACUUUAGCGUCCUCAGCCAAACCCCUGUAUAUUUCUGGAAGAUUUCCGUCCCACUUUCGUUCGUGUUCUUCUUCAUAUUCGCAUAUUCCAAUCUCAAACGAUUUUUAAGAUUUAUCUUUCACUUCUUGAUCAAGGGAUUUAGACGGGCGAGGUCUCAGAGGGUUUUCGAGAGUUUGAUGAAAUGGUGGUGGCAGGAAAAGAUCAAGAGGAAAGUUGAGAGGGAACAAAAAGUCUAUUCAAGAUCUUUACGACAAUUUCAAGACUCACUGCCACCCGGACCGGUACGAUAUCUACCACCAUCUGGAUCAUCAUUUGGACAAGUACAGUGGUCACCACCACCUGGUCCACCUCCACCUCCACUUGCUAUCCCGCUCGGUCAACCUCUUCGCCCUCUGCCUGAUCUGUCACCUAUCGCACUGGGAACGGACGGAACGGUACCUGCUUGGAGUCAGUUUCAACCUGUGCCAGUGUCUGACAUGCCGAAUCCAUGGUCAGGAAUGCCUAUCCCAUGGUCAGGAAUGCCGAUACCGUUGCCAGAAAUGCCGAUCCCAUCAUCUGGCAGGAAGAUUCCUAGAUCGAAAAGAGCCAGACGUUAG
Messenger RNA from Kwoniella mangroviensis CBS 8507, 1812 nucleotides. RefSeq lists its product as uncharacterized. NCBI's taxonomy places the organism in Eukaryota, Fungi, Basidiomycota, Tremellomycetes, Tremellales, Cryptococcaceae. Bases 1 to 1812 code for a protein of 603 amino acids. Gene Ontology annotation, cellular component: plasma membrane. Gene Ontology annotation, molecular function: magnesium ion binding; cobalt ion transmembrane transporter activity; cobalt ion binding. The record is from RefSeq and is a predicted model, not a curated record. The transcript has 12 exons.